AUGGCUGCCUCUCCUUUGAAUGUCCAACCUUCUUACCAUGCUCGCUCAAACAGCUUGCCUUCAAGGCAACACCCCAUCACUUCACAAAUUGAUGAAAAUUUGAACCGACUGAGGGCAUCUCAAUCGGCCUCUACAUCUUCGUCAUCCAUAGGACAUGACCUGACCUGUCUUCAAGAUUUGUACGGCUAUGUAGAUAUGUUGCUUCAGUUGCCCCUCACUCAACAAGCUCUAGCUCAAGAGCAGCAAAGGAAAUCGGUUGAACAACUUUUGGAUGCAUCUCUCGUGCUCCUAGAUGUAUGCGGAACCGCUAAAGAUGCCUUGGUGCGAACCAAGGAAUGCACUCAAGAACUCCAAUCGGUUUUGCGCCGAAGACGAGGAGGAGUUGAAGGGCUUGGUGAUGAGGUUAGAAAAUACUUAACCUCCAAGAAGGAAGUGAGAAAGGCAAUAAGCAAGGCCUCCAAGAACUUGAAGCAUAUGGACAAUAAACUUAUGAGCAAAGACGGUGAGACGGGAGCUGUGAUUAGCACCUUAAAACAAGUAGUAGCAGCCACCAUGAGCGUGUUACAAUCCUUGUUGUCCUUUAUUUCAGGGCCAGAGGCAUCGAGCCGGUGGUCACUAGUUUCAAAGUUAAUGCACCAGAAAAGAGUAAGGUGCGAGGAAGAAGAAGAGAAAACAAAUGAAAUCGCGAAUGCUGAAGCUGCAUUGCGUUCCUUCAUUAAAUCUGGAAACGUGAAGCAUGUUGAGAAUGUGGAAAAUGAGCUCCAAAACUCAGAGUUGUGCAUCCAAGACCUUGAAGAAGGUCUUGAAAGCUUCUUCAGGCGGUGGAUCAAAGCUAGAGUCACUGUUCUAAACAUUGUCAACUGUUGA
Gossypium arboreum is the source of this 867-nucleotide messenger RNA. RefSeq lists its product as uncharacterized. NCBI's taxonomy places the organism in Eukaryota, Viridiplantae, Streptophyta, Magnoliopsida, Malvales, Malvaceae. The transcript has a single exon. The record is from RefSeq and is a predicted model, not a curated record. Bases 1 to 867 code for a protein of 288 amino acids. Gene Ontology annotation, biological process: shoot system development; root development.